CACCAUGGCUUCCAACUUCAACGACAUAGUCAAGCAGGGAUACGUGAGGAUACGGAGUAAGAAACUGGGGAUCUUCCGGAGGUGUUGGCUGGUGUUCAAGAAGGCCUCCAGUAAAGGACCCAGACGGUUAGAGAAGUACCCAGAUGAGAAGGCAGCUUACUUCAGGAGCUUCCACAAGAUCACUGAGCUCCAUAACAUCAAGAACGUUACCCGGAUGCCACGGGAGACAAAAAAGCAUGCUGUGGCGAUCAUCUUCUGUGACGACACGUCGAAGACAUUUGCCUGUGAAUCAGAGCUGGAUGCAGAGGAAUGGUGUAAGCUGCUGUGCGUGGAGUGCCUGGGCAGCCGUCUCAACGACAUCAGCCUGGGAGAGCCAGACCUGUUAGCAGCAGGAGUGCAGCGGGAGCAGAACGAACGCUUCAACGUGUACCUGAUGCCCACCCCCAACCUGGACAUCUACGGGGAGUGCACCAUGCAGAUCACCCAUGAAAACAUCUACCUGUGGGACAUUCACAACGCUCGCCUCAAACUCGUCAUGUGGCCUCUCAGCUCCCUACGCAGAUACGGUCGUGACUCCACCUGGUUCACUUUCGAGUCCGGGAGGAUGUGUGACACAGGAGAGGGUUUGUUCACGUUCCAGACGCGGGAGGGGGAGAUGAUCUACCAGCGGGUCCACUCGGCCACGCUGGCCAUUGCCCAGCAGCACGAGAGGAUGAUGGAGGAGAUGGAGAAGAGCUCGCAGAUCCACUCCAGAGAGACGUUAACCAAGUCCAUCUCCCUGCCACGCAGCGCCUACUGGCAGCACAUCACGCGUCAGACCAGCGUGGGGGAUCUCUACAGUUACCAAGGAAGCGGCCUGACGAUGACGUUCAUCCCUCGAGCACAGACGUUCCCCAGCUUUCUGUCUGACGAGCACGAACAGGAGGAGAGCCAGCACCAGGAAGAGGCGCCGUCGCCCUCUAGUGGCUGCGAGUCGAGUUGCAGCCUGAGACCCCUCCAAUGACAGAGAAUUGCUCGAGCAACACUGGACACUUUACCCCCCACUGUAGAGACGAUGUAGAAAUAUGUAUAGUGACGUGUAAUAUAUCAUUUCCUGGUGAUACUUACAAACAAUAGUGUCAACUGUAGAGCGAGCGGUACAUGAAAAAAGGAAGGUCGUAUCCUUCCUCGCGUCGUCGUGUGACAGCAGAAGUAGCUUCAAAGAUUGCACCAAAAAUCCUUUAAGUGUAGUUUUCAAGCAUUUUAUAUUGCCAUCAUCCUGUUAGAGCCAGCAUGAUGCCCCCAUUUAUUGUUGUUUUUUUUCAAAUCACUGCACUUACAAGACGUUAACAAGGUUCACUGUAAAACAAUGUUUUAAAAAAAAAGGGCUUUUUUUUGUUCUGAAACUGAUGAAACCACAUCGGGCUCGUUACAGCGAUGUGCAGCCUCAGCAACCAAUUCGCGAGAAAUUCCAGCAGUUUUGACACAUAAUAGUACUCCCACACUGACUGCACUCAGCUUUCUCUUAAGAAUGUGAAAUUGAUCAAUGCCUUACACAAAAACAGCUUGAUGCUGAUGGCAGUGAUGAAUCAGCUCAAAGCCCUUAAUCGGUUACUACCAGCAAAAAGGAAAAAGUCAUUCAGAAACGGGCCUAAAGGAUGUAGGAGUGGACUGUCACGUCAGAAAUGAUAAAAUGCAACCUUCUCACAGCCUCUGCUUUAAACUGCCAACCUUACCUUUCACUGGAGCAAUUUGAUUUUAAUAGCUUCCCAGCUCCUCUUCAGCCUCAAACUGUAUAUCUGAUAACUGGUUCAUUAGCUAAAGGUGGAAAGAGAGCGAUCUAAUGGGGUGAGUUAUGUAAAGCAGAGGUACAUUUGGCAUUAGCGGCUCUUCGAUGCACACUGUGGCAAUAAAACAUCAUGGUAAUGUUAUUUUUUUCUGCUGGUUCAUCAAGUUCGUACAAAAUUUAACAUUCUAGGAAUAUUAGAAUCAAGGUGUUUUAUUGAGAAAAUGUGUGCUCAGUGAAAUCAUUACAGCAAUAGUUAUUUGCUAGCGUUGUUAACGUUAGAUUAGAGGA
Stegastes partitus (bicolor damselfish) is the source of this 2056-nucleotide messenger RNA. It is a transcript of the gene dok6, whose product is annotated as docking protein 6. The record is from RefSeq and is a predicted model, not a curated record. Gene Ontology annotation, biological process: cell surface receptor protein tyrosine kinase signaling pathway. Bases 5 to 1003 code for a protein of 332 amino acids. Lineage: Eukaryota; Metazoa; Chordata; Actinopteri; Pomacentridae. The transcript is spliced from 8 exons. Gene Ontology annotation, cellular component: cytoplasm.